AUGGCUACCACCGAGGCUGCCUUUCGUCUUUGCAAGGCAAACGUGGCCAUGUUCCGCGAGGUUUCGGACUUCUACGAUCUCGAUAUCUCCUGGCUCACCUCGCAAUUCGAGCAGUACACCAGCAAGAAAGGAAUCACUCCCUUUUGCAUAAGCACUCAGUCGCACCACUCCAAGAAUAGUAUCAACGAAGACGUUGACGAGGUCGCCUUCGAGAUCAGCUUCCACCCGAAGAAUGCCAACCUUAUCCAAUGCAUCCGCUUCCACGAGAUGCCCUCUGAUAAGCACUUCAUCAUCACCGAGACAUCGAUGCUGCAUACUCAGCAGAGCACCGGUUGCCGCCUCUGGCUCGAGCUUCCACGAGGCGCACUGGAGAAUGAAAAGGGCGGCGGCGACAGCUCUGUACUGGACCCAAUGGAAGUCAACAUCUGCUGCGACGGCUGGAAGGAGUUCAUCCCUCCCGUCCCUGCGACCGAGCUCGAGCGCACCCACCUCUUCCUCUGGCUCAAGGAGCAAGUUGACCAGAACGACAGCGCCGUGCUUCGGAUCAAGAACCAGGUCGCGCACGAGCGCAUCAAGGGGAACAAGCUCAAGAAUGCCAACGAGAAGCUUCAGAAGGAAAGUGCCGCGCUCAAGGCCGAGAUCAAGGUCAUCCAAUCGUCCAUCGAGAGCCGCACGGCGGGUCUUGAGAAAUUGCUCGAGCAGUACAAGGCCCUGGUCCAAGAGCUCAGAGCUGAGCUGGAGGAUAUGAAGGCCACCAUCGUCCCUGAUGAGUCCGACUGUCCCACUCCCAAGGCCACGCCUGUUCCUCGUGAUGCCAAGGUGGCUGAGGCAGAGGGCCAUCAGACCACCCCCACGAAGAAGAAUGGUUAA
Cryphonectria parasitica EP155 is the source of this 870-nucleotide messenger RNA. RefSeq lists its product as uncharacterized. The transcript has a single exon. Lineage: Eukaryota; Fungi; Ascomycota; Sordariomycetes; Diaporthales; Cryphonectriaceae. Bases 1 to 870 code for a protein of 289 amino acids. The record is from RefSeq and is a predicted model, not a curated record.